Eimeria maxima is the source of this 603-nucleotide messenger RNA. Its product is annotated as U2 small nuclear ribonucleoprotein, putative. Gene Ontology annotation, molecular function: U2 snRNA binding; protein binding. Bases 1 to 603 code for a protein of 200 amino acids. NCBI's taxonomy places the organism in Eukaryota, Apicomplexa, Conoidasida, Eucoccidiorida, Eimeriidae. The record is from RefSeq and is a predicted model, not a curated record. Gene Ontology annotation, biological process: mRNA splicing, via spliceosome. The transcript is spliced from 9 exons.
AUGAGGCUCACUAUAGAGACUAUCCUCCAAGCCCCUCAGUAUAAAUCUCCAGCACAAAACUGGACAAUUAACUUAAGAGGGGAGAAGGACUUCCUUGAGGGUUGUCAAUUGGAUACUAUAGAGAAUUUAGGAGCAACAGAAUAUUUAGGGCUGCCAAUUGGAUACUAUAGAGAAUUUAGGAGCAACAGAAUAUUUAGGGUUUAUUAUGGUUGCCAAUUGGAUACUAUAGAGAAUUUAGGAGCAACAGGAGAUUAUUUUGAAUGUAUUGAUUUAAGUGAUAAUCAAAUUAUUAAAUUACAAGAUAUUCCCCCUCUAUAUAGACUUAAUUCAUUGAUUGUAUGCAAUAAUCGUGUAACAAGAAUAGCCCCGGAUAUUAUGUCUUUUAUACCUAACUUGGAGUCCCUCGUUCUUACUAAUAACAGAAUUGAGCGAUUGGUUGAUUUGGUCCCUCUCUUUAGUGGGAAGAAUUUACGUCGUCUAGUGCUGCAAGCACCACCAAGACAAGCAGCAGAAUCUAUUCGUGAGGCAGCAGCAGCAGCAGAUGCAGAAGAUAAAGCAAAUACUCUUACUAAUCAACAAAGAGAAGCAAUUAAGGUCCGUUAA